Molecule: messenger RNA, 1417 nt
Organism: Panicum hallii
Lineage: Eukaryota; Viridiplantae; Streptophyta; Magnoliopsida; Poales; Poaceae
Product: NAC-alpha domain-containing protein 1-like
Exons: 4
Coding region: 227-1114 (295 amino acids)
Source: RefSeq, a predicted model, not a curated record
GACGCCCCGGAAAUAUUCUAGAGCCCUCGCGAUUCCUCACGAACUGAACCUUCUCCAACUCUCCCACUCCCCUCCGUUUUAAUCCACCGGCGCGCAACCGCCGCAGCAUCCGCAGUUCGGCACGGAGACCCACCGCCAUUGCGACCCGACUCACUCACGGUUCGAUUCGCUGAGGCACCACCGAGCGAGGGGGAGCGGAGCGGCCGGGCGCGCGGCGGAGACGGCCAUGGACGCCGCGGCGGUGCUGAAGCGGAAGGGCGCGGAGGCGCCGGAGCCGUGGGUCCCCGUCCCCGCCACCAAAAUCCGCCGACUCGACGUGGAGGUGCCGCCUGUCGAGUCCGGCGUGGGCGCGCCGCUUGCGCCGCCGCCGCAACAGGCUUUCGGGGUGGAGGCGGCGCCGGCCGUGGACUCCACGCUGCCGUUGCUGAAGAGGAAGGGUGCGGAGGGGCCGCAGCCGUGGCUCGACGUCGACGGGGUCCCAGCACCCGCCACUAAGAUCCGCCGUCUGGACGCCGAGGUGCCGCCGGUCGGCCCCGCCGUGGGCGCGCCGCUUGUUGAGACCGGUGCGAGCGUGCCGUUCGUGGUGGAGGAUGUGCGGGUGAGCGGCGACGUGGCGCCGACGCCGGCCGCGGCGGUUGGCUUGGCUGCGCCAGCGGCGAACGACGAGCGGGCGAUCGUGGUGUACCAGCCCGCCGAGGCCGCGCGCAGCCUCCUGCAAGGCCCGCUCCGCCCGGGGCCUUCUCUCCGCGUCAGCCCCAACUGGAUCCACGGGCUCAGGAGCACUAUGCUGCACGAGGCGAGCAAACACAGGGCUCUGUUCGAGGAGCUGGCCGCCAGGGACGAGAACCUGAACCUGGCCGUGGUCCCGUGGGCGCCCGCCCAGGACCACGCCCACGCCGCCUCAGCGACGGGCGCCGAGAUGAUGGACGCUGAUCAGGACGGCGACGGCGCGUCCAUGGAGGUCGAGCACGACGUGGAGGGCCGGCCGACGCCCCAAGCUGGCGGCGCGGUGCAGGGGGAGGCGUUCUACCACCAGCAGCACUGCGUGGCGCCGCAGCAGGUGCAGCUCCCCGUGGCGAGCUACCAGCCGAGCCCGGUCACGUGGUCGUGGUGAACAGCGCGAAUCAGAGCAGGAAGGACAUGGUAGUGAGUAGCGAUUAGGAUGGAUACUUGCUCCGGUUGCUCCGCUUGAUUUUUGAGCUGUGGAAAGCGUGAGCCGCCGAGCAGAGGAUGUGAUUUUGGGGAGAUGAUGCCACACGUUUUUCGCCCGAGGCGACGAUGGUUUUGUGGUAUGUGCUUGCCUGGGAUCGGUGAAGUGGACGACCGUGGCUUUUGCAAAUUUGUCUCCUUUUCAAGUUUUGAGAAGGCCUUUAUAUACGUCCGUAUAACAUGUCCGUGAAAUUGAAGUGGUGGAAAA